AUGGCAUCACGAAACUUACCAGGAUCUUCAUCAUCGCAGUUCAUCGAUGAAGACCCUUUAAUAUUGGAUAACGUUGAUGACUUCAGCAGCGAUGAUGAAUUAGAUCUCAUACUUGAAGAUGUCAACAACGACGACGACCACAUCACACAAUCAUCUACACAUGUCGUUCCAGAGUUGAAUCAAGGUAUGCAGUUCCAGUCAAAGGAGGAAACUAUUCUUGCAAUCAAACAUUAUCACAUAACCAACGGUUACAAAUACACCGUUGUUGAGUCCAAACCCAACAUUUAUGUUAUUCGUUGUGUGGAAUAUCACAAUGGUUGUCAAUGGCGUCUGAGGGCAGCUUAUAGCAAAGUCCGUAAAUAUUGGGAAAUAAAAAAUAUAGACGGACAACACUCGUGUUUCUCAACAAUACUAUCUGAAGAUCAUGCAAAUCUUGAUAGUAGUCACAUUGCCACGAUCAUAUCAAACUCAAUCCGGACAAAUCCAUCCAUUCCAAUCAAGAGUUUGAUUGCAGAUAUUAAGGGUCGAUUAGGAUAUUCUGUGUCAUACAGAAAAGCUUGGAUCGCUAAACAUAAGGCUCUUGUUAUGGAGUUUGGAGACUGGGAGGACUCGUAUAACCACAUGCCGAGGUGGUUGCAUGCCGUGAAGGACUCAAACCCAGGUACAAUUUUACAAUGCACUGGUUCUCCGGUUCAUAUUGAUGGACAAACCGACAAUAAUUGCUAUAUUAUGGAAAGAGUUUUCUGGUCUUUCGGUCCUUGCAUACAAGGAUUCAAAUACUGUAAACCCAUUCUCCAAGUUGAUGGUACAUUUCUUACGGGUAAAUAUCAUGGAACUUUGCUCACCGCCAUAGGUCAAGAUGGCAAUAGAAAUAUUUUCCCAUUGGCCUUUGCCAUUGUAGAAGGUGAGACAAAGGAGGCUUUGAUAUGGUUCUUUCAACUACUUCGAGAACAUGUUUGCCAUCAACAAAAUAUUUGCAUCAUCACUGACAGAGGAAAGGGUAUACUAUCCGCAUUAAGAUCAGAAGAAGUUGGUUGGGAACAAGAUGGUUUGAACUCUGUCUAUUGCAUACGUCAUCUGGCAUCCAACUUCAACAACAAAUUCAAAAAUCACGACCUCAAAAAACAAUUCAUCAAUUUAGGUACUACUACAAACAUUCUUGAAACACUUUUACUAUCAAACAUUAUGUUACAAAUAUUGAAUUUAUUUGUAUAUUACAUCAUUACAGCUUAUGAGGUCAAGCAACCAACAGUCACGGCAAAACUUGCUGCAUUGAGAAACCAAUACCCACAACAAGUUCAAUGGAUAGAUAAAAUCCCAUUACAAAAAUGGUCUCAAGCUUUUGAUGGAGGGAGAAGAUAUGGACAUAUGACCACUAAUCUUGCUGAGUGCACAAACUCCAUUUUAAAGGGAGCACGUUCAUUACCAAUAUGUGCUCUAAUCAGAACAACAUUUGAGAGGACACAAUCAUGGUUUGUUGAACGCGGAUUAAAGGCAAACUGUAUGCUACAAGCAGGACACCAAUUUCCUGAAGAAAUUGCCGACAUCAUUAGGAAAAAUCAACAACAAUCCGCAUUUUGUCAUGUUCAUCGCUACAAUCGUGAAAAUUCUGAAUUUGAUGUUCAGGAAAUUUCAACACCUCACCACUACCGCCCUGUUCCACUUUCCUACAAGGUCAGAUUAAAUGAAUGGUGGUGUGAUUGUGGUCACUUCCAAGCUACUCGUCUCCCAUGUCAUCAUGUCAUUGCUGUUUGUGCAUUUUCGCAUAUCCCACUAACCCAAGUCAUCGAUCCAGUGUACAGUCUUAACAACAUUUUCAAGGCAUACGAAGUGCAAUUUCACCCAAUCCAAAAUCAAGAUUAUUGGUCUGCGUAUACAGGUCCAAACUUCAUACCAGAUCCUACAAUGCGACGCAAGGCAUCUGGUAGACCAUCUACAAAUAGGCUUCAUAAUGAAAUGGAUCAAUCCAAUCCAGAUAAGCCAAAAAAAUGCUCUUACUGCCGCAACGAAGGUCAUCAUAGGGGAAAUUGUCCCUUUCGGCAUUAG
Vigna angularis (adzuki bean) is the source of this 2046-nucleotide messenger RNA. RefSeq lists its product as uncharacterized. Bases 1 to 2046 code for a protein of 681 amino acids. Lineage: Eukaryota; Viridiplantae; Streptophyta; Magnoliopsida; Fabales; Fabaceae. The record is from RefSeq and is a predicted model, not a curated record. The transcript has a single exon. Gene Ontology annotation, molecular function: zinc ion binding.